UUCCAUUCGCUUCUGAAAAACGGAUUGAAAUGAAGGGCUUGUGUCUGCUUCUCGUCGCUGUUAUGGCAGUUGGCUGCCUUGGGUGUCCUGACGGCUGGCUGGAUGUCAGUGGGACUUGCUUUUACUUCCAUCAAGACCAGUCUUUGCCCUGGGACGACGCGAAGAUAUUUUGCGAAACAAGUGGAGCUGUUCUGGCCAAGGUAGCAACUGCACAGACUCUCAGGGCAAUUUACGAGUACAUCCUUACAUUCGGCCUAGAAGGAUCAUACUGGCUAGGUGCCUCCGAUGUGGCCUAUGAAGGUGACUGGAUGUGGGUAUCUGAUAACUCAAGGGUUAGCAAGGGUACACCCUACUGGGCUAUCCACAAUGGACUCUUUGGCUGGGCUCAUGAACCUGCAGGUGGAUCUGAUGAAAACUGCCUUCUGCUUGAUGAAAGUCGCAAAUAUUACUUUAAUGAUGCUAAUUGCAACCUGAUUCAUCAUCCCCUCUGUAUGACUUAAACAUAACCAUAAAUAAAGCUUUUAAUCUGAAAUAUGAAGCAUACUGCUGUGUGAAAAGUGAAA
This is a messenger RNA of Penaeus indicus, 563 nucleotides long. Its product is annotated as perlucin-like protein. The record is from RefSeq and is a predicted model, not a curated record. The coding region runs from base 30 to 500 and encodes 156 amino acids. Lineage: Eukaryota; Metazoa; Arthropoda; Malacostraca; Decapoda; Penaeidae. The transcript has 4 exons.